This is a messenger RNA of Entamoeba invadens IP1, 738 nucleotides long. RefSeq names its product protein ARV1, putative. The record is from RefSeq and is a predicted model, not a curated record. Gene Ontology annotation, biological process: sphingolipid metabolic process; regulation of plasma membrane sterol distribution; sterol metabolic process. NCBI's taxonomy places the organism in Eukaryota, Evosea, Mastigamoebida, Endamoebidae. The transcript has a single exon. Gene Ontology annotation, cellular component: cortical endoplasmic reticulum; Golgi apparatus. Bases 1 to 738 code for a protein of 245 amino acids.
AUGACGAAAAAUUCCGUGUUCAGCAGUUCAAAGCGGUGUGUUGAGUGUGGAGCGGAGAUAGAAGAUACAUACGAAAUAUUUUGUGGCCAAUUUAUUCGAUUAAAAAUGUGUCCGCAAUGCAAGAAAAUAGCGGACAAAUACAUUGAGUACGACAACGUGUUGGUGUACUUAGACCUCUUUUUACAGAAACCUCCAGUGUAUCGGCACUUACUUUAUAAUCACGACAAAGCGAUAAUGGCGUUCUUUGUUAAACUGUUUUUGGGAUCGAUGUUACUUGAAGGGUACAUCAGGCAGUCGACAGUACAAUUUCCCAAUUUCUAUUCGUUUUUACGGAACAUUGCACAAGCGAUUUUCGAAGACGUCAUAUUCCUGAUCAUGUGCAUUAUACCUAUAGUACUUAUCAAGAAAACAACAAUCGAAGAGACUGUUGUGAUGGUCUCACAAUCGUUUCUAAUUGGAUCACUGGGGAAAAUAUUUCUGUGUUUGGUCCUCAUGUGGAAUGACCCCCUUCCAAUUUACUUCUUCUCCGUCGGGAUGUCGAACUUGGCGUACUUUGUCUGCUUGAGUGUCGUCCUCGACUGGAAGGUAUGGAAGACUCUUGUAUUUGGAAGUGUUAUAUUAGCCAUCUUCACACUCCUCACAAGCAAAUUUUUACCAAUCACCCCGUUCACGUAUUUUGUGAUCAACGGAAACUUCAUGGAAAUGGUGUUGCAAGAUUUGUUUAAGCUCGCUGAGUAA